AUGACUAACAACCUCUUCGAAGAUACCGAAGAAGCUGAUACUGAAGUAGCAGAUACCUCCACGCUACAUACUAUCGGACAAGGAUUUUGCGGUACCGUAUGGGCAGCUGAGACAGGUCCUGCAUUCAAAAGGGAGGAUGGUGGGCCUGAUCGAUCAUUGAUAAACGACUUUGAAAUGCACCACCGGGUUAUCCAAAGCUUACAAAAGAUCACAACCUUACAGCUCAAGAUCCAAAUCCCAGCUUGCUACAGUUUUAUCAAGGCAACAGACCAGCAAUGGUGGUCCGCAAACCAUCAAGAAUUUCCACAAGGCUGUACGACACCAUGCAAUAUGAUCCAGUCUCAACGUAUACCGCCUUUCUCCGACACUACAAGACGACUUCUUAUCAAAAAAUACUGUCCGCCAAAGUUUGUCCAAGAAAUCAUCGCUAGCAAGCCUAACAAAGACUGCUUGGUAAGGCCGUACCUCGGCCGGAGACGAACGGAAAACCCUCAUACUACGUCGCGAUUCACAGCCUUUUCUUUGCGGAAUUUCCCACUCCAUAUCGACCAAUUGGAGGAGCUUGGGAUAACAACGAACGAUAUAUAUCAGUACGCAAGAGUUAUGGCCGAAACUCUCGCCAUGAUGCACUGGGUUGGUGAGGUUGAUGGGAAUGAUAUUGAAUUUGUUCUUGCGCCGCCUUGCAAGGGUUCUCCUUUUAAAAUGGAGUCCAACAUCCUUGGAGACCAUUCUAUGUGGGUACUUGACUUUGAUUUAUGUAGGAGGAUGACAAUGGAUCCAAAAGGAGUGGAACAAGCUGCUGCUGCUUUUUGGAGCAAUGAUCGGUAUUAUCCCCGACCAGGCCUUGAGAGGGAUCUUUCAUUAUGGAUUGUGUUUCGAGAACACUACAUCCAGAUGAGUGAAACCUGUAUUGAAAUUGUGAAUGAAUCAGACGAGGCAGAGAGACGGCGUGCCCUAUCAAGGCAGUUUAUUCACUUAGUAGAACAGGAAGGGAAUAUGAGGAAAACGAUGAAGGAAACACAGAAGGAAUCGGAUAUAAAUUAA
This is a messenger RNA of Penicillium expansum, 1044 nucleotides long. Its product is annotated as zinc finger protein. NCBI's taxonomy places the organism in Eukaryota, Fungi, Ascomycota, Eurotiomycetes, Eurotiales, Aspergillaceae. The record is from RefSeq and is a predicted model, not a curated record. The coding region runs from base 1 to 1044 and encodes 347 amino acids. The transcript has a single exon.